AUGAUUCGUCUCUCGACUGUUCUCGUCGUUCUCAUGCUCUUUUCCGAUUUGUUCGGAUACUCAUCUCCCCUUGUUCCAAAACCGGGUCGGAUGAUUCGGAAAACUGCUCUGACCGACAUUCACAUCUAUGGGAGUAUAACCUGCAAAUAUGGAUCAGGUCCAGCUAUUACUUUCAUUCAACUUUGGGAGCAAGAUCUAUUUGAAGACUGGGAUGACCAUUUGCCAGAGACAGUAUUUCUGGAUCAGACCACCUACCCAUUCAAGUACGAUGUCAAGGGUACCGUUGAUGGGGAUGAAUUUCCAUCACACACCUACGAUUUUUACCUGUGGGCCGAACACAACUGCACUUCUGACCGUCACACUGUAAGAAGUAAAGUAUAUGACUUCUCAUGGUCGACAAGCCAAACAUCUAUCGGUUUGGGCGUGUCAUUCCGGCUGUCUGACUAG
This is a messenger RNA of Caenorhabditis remanei, 447 nucleotides long. RefSeq lists its product as uncharacterized. The transcript has 3 exons. The record is from RefSeq and is a predicted model, not a curated record. NCBI's taxonomy places the organism in Eukaryota, Metazoa, Nematoda, Chromadorea, Rhabditida, Rhabditidae. The coding region runs from base 1 to 447 and encodes 148 amino acids.